GUGCCGUGUGACGGUGCAGAGCGGAGCGGUGCUGCGCUGCCUUGAGGUGGAGACUGCGACCGUCUCCACGUGCUAACUCCCCGUGACCAUUUGACUCGCGCGCACACAACGCUCCUGAAACUUUUGAGCAUCUCGCUCUAGAUAAUAUCAUAUCUGUGCGAUCAGGAAACGUAGCCCGCUUGCCAUGUAUAUUAAUGUAUGACUUGCCAUACUUUGCGCCUUUGGUUUGUGAAGGGAAGGACUGCUGCUUCAGCACUUUGCUGCGAGUUAUUUAUAUACGAUGAAGCGCCCGUGGGCCCGUCCGCUGUGGAGAUGCGUGUUCUGCCUGCUGCUGAUGUCGGUGUGGUCGUGCUGUGGAGACCCGGGACCCACAGGCGUCACGAGAACCAUAAACCCCUGCUGCUACUACCCUUGCGAAAACUGGGGUGUGUGCAUGAGGUUUGGCAUUGAUGGGUACCAGUGUGACUGCACUCGUACAGGCUACUACGGGGAAAACUGCUCCAUCCCUGAAUUGUCAACAAGGUUCUACCUACUCUUCAGGCCCACUCCAGAUAUGGUUCACUACAUUCUGACCCAUUUCCAGUGGCUAUGGAACAUCAUAAACAGAACCUUUAUCCAGGACUGGCUAAUGUACAAGGUUCUGACAGUGAGGUCAAACCUGAUCCCGAGCCCACCAACCUUCAACUCUAAAUACGACUAUGUGAGCUGGGAAGCCUACUCCAAUGUUACCUACUUCACCCGAAUCUUGCCUCCAGUGCCUAAAGACUGUCCCUUGCCCCUGGGCACCAAAGGUAAAGCCCAGCUUCCAGAUCCCCAGGUGGUGGUGGACAAAUUCCUCCUGAGGAGGAAGUUCAGACCAGACCCUCAAGGAACCAACCUGAUGUUUGCCUUCUUCGCGCAGCACUUCACCCACCAGUUCUUCAAAACUCACAACCGCAUGGGACUGGGUUUCACCAAGGCCCUGGGCCAUGGUGUGGAUGCAGGGCACAUUUAUGGAGACAACCUGCAGCGUCAGCUGCAACUCCGGCUGCACAAAGAUGGAAAGCUGAAGUAUCAGGUGAUUAAUGGUGAGGUAUACCCCCCCUCAGUGAAGGAUACACCUGUGAACAUGAGCUACCCAGCAAACAUUCCAGCUGAACAACAGCUGGCCAUCGGACAGGAGGUCUUUGGGCUGCUCCCUGGGCUAGGCCUGUAUGCUACUUUGUGGCUACGUGAGCACAACCGUAUCUGUGAUGUGCUGAAGGCAGAGCACCCCACCUGGGAUGAUGAGCAGCUCUUCCAAACUGCCCGCCUUAUUGUUAUAGGUGAAACAAUACGCAUUGUGAUUGAGGAGUACGUCCAACACCUGAGCGGCUAUCUGCUGAACCUUAAGUUUGAUCCCACCAUGCUCUUCAACACAAACUUCCAGUACAGGAAUCGGAUUGCUGUCGAAUUUAACCAGCUGUACCACUGGCACCCACUGAUGCCUGACAGCUUCCUCAUAGACGGAGAUGAAAUUCCCUACUCUCAGUUCACCUUUAACACUACUAUUUUGACGCACUAUGGUGUGGAGAAGAUUGUGGAGUCUUUAACACUUCAGAUUGCCGGACAGAUAGGGGGUGGUCACAACUUCCAUCCAGUAGUGGCAAAGGUGGCAGUAGGUGUUAUCAAAGAGUCAAGAAAAUUGCGUCUGCAGCCCUUCAAUCAGUACCGGAAAAGAUUCAACCUGAAACCCUAUACGUCCUUCUUUGAGUUGACAGGUGAUAAGGAGACAGCAGCAGAGCUGGAGGAACUUUAUGGCGACAUUGAUGGCAUGGAGUUCUAUCCUGCUCUAAUGCUAGAGAAGACACGACCAGGUGCCAUAUUUGGUGAAAGCAUGGUGGAGAUGGGUGCACCUUUCUCUCUGAAAGGGCUCUUGGGAAACCCUAUAUGCUCCCCAGAGUACUGGAAACCCAGUACAUUUGGUGGCAAGACCGCUUUUGACAUUGUGAAUUCUGCCACCCUUAAGAAACUGGUCUGCCUUAAUACCAAGUGGUGUCCACAUGUGGCUUUCAGUGUUCCACCAUUAAGGAAUAACCUACCAGACCAACGAAAGUCAUCGACAGAAUUAUAAUAUUCAUAAAGUCUAUUCUUGUUUUGUUUUGGCUGUUUAGCGUUCCAAGUCCAAAUGUCAACAUUAAAAAUAAAAAU
Scleropages formosus (Asian bonytongue) is the source of this 2169-nucleotide messenger RNA. RefSeq names its product prostaglandin-endoperoxide synthase 1 (gene ptgs1). Bases 281 to 2092 code for a protein of 603 amino acids. The record is from RefSeq and is a predicted model, not a curated record. Gene Ontology annotation, biological process: cyclooxygenase pathway; response to oxidative stress. The transcript has 11 exons. Gene Ontology annotation, molecular function: peroxidase activity; prostaglandin-endoperoxide synthase activity; oxidoreductase activity, acting on single donors with incorporation of molecular oxygen, incorporation of two atoms of oxygen. Gene Ontology annotation, cellular component: neuron projection; cytoplasm. NCBI's taxonomy places the organism in Eukaryota, Metazoa, Chordata, Actinopteri, Osteoglossiformes, Osteoglossidae.